Molecule: messenger RNA, 1435 nt
Organism: Cucurbitaria berberidis CBS 394.84
Lineage: Eukaryota; Fungi; Ascomycota; Dothideomycetes; Pleosporales; Cucurbitariaceae
Exons: 4
Coding region: 204-1106 (300 amino acids)
Source: RefSeq, a predicted model, not a curated record
CCUUAGCAUAGCACAAGACACCUUCCUGGACGAGAUCUGACUACCAGUGACCCUUCCACCAUCAACCAGACCAGCAGCCCGGGCUAGUGUACGACACUGGGUUCGAGACUAUUUCCGCCCUUGCAUUUCAUCAUUGGUAUAUACAACAUCGAUACAGAGAGUUGCAGCCGGGUGCUUGAAGGCGCAACAACUAGACCUUUGUCAUGCGACUACCAAUAUGUACGGCUACUAUUGCAUGUGCAACACUCUUUGCAACCUCGCUGGCUGUGCCGACUACAAAGGCCACUCAUCAGAAGACUGCACAACAACAAGCGGACAAGGCUAAGCGGAGAGACGACGAGGGAGCAAAGUAUUUCCAUGAGCCUGGAAACGAUGAUACGCUCGGCCAUUAUGAUGCACGCUACUUCCACGGCGUCGUCUCAGACGAAGAGCGAAUGGACACGCAGUCGCACAUGGUCCGCGCAUACCUCAACUUCUUUCAUGACAAGGGGUUGGAUACUUGGAUCGCACACGGGACGCUACUCGGGUGGUGGUGGAACGGAAAGCGCCUCCCAUGGGACUUCGAUCUCGACACACAGGUCUCCGAAUCCACGCUCCACCACCUCGGCUCGGCCUACAACCAGACCAAGCACCUCUACACCUCGCCAGACGGCAAGACUGAGCGCGAGUUCCUCCUCGAUGUCAACCCGUGGAUAUGGGAGCGCGAGCGCGGCGACGGCAUGAACAUCAUCGAUGCGCGAUGGAUCGAUGUCCGCAACGGUCUGUACAUCGACAUUACCGGUCUCAGCGAAGUAUAUCCGGACACGGAACCAGGGGUCUGGAGCUGCAAGAACUACCACUUGUACAAGACGACUGACUUGUAUCCAAUGCGGGAGACAAUGUUUGAGGGCGUCAUGGCCAAGGUGCCGUAUGAUUACGACAAGAUACUGGUGGAUGAGUAUAGUCAGAGCGCGCUUGUUUCUACGGAAUUCCAUGGACAUGGAUGGGAUUCGAAGCUUAAGGAGUGGGUGAAGACCCAAGAGACAAUACAGAGAGAGGAAGAGACGCGGAUGAUGAAGAUAGAGGAGGAUAAGAAGAAGGCGUUGGAGCACGCGAAGCUGGACUAGUGGGCUAGCUGGCCUUGAUCAUUCAGCAUUGAGCGUUGAGCGUUACUGCCUUUCAGUUUUGAAGGUGUUUAGCAUAGCCGGUACAUCGUUCCUCUGGGUUUUUGGCUUUUGAAAGAGGCUUCAUCGCUUGCAUACCUAUGGAUACCCUCGGCGUUUGGAGUUUGUUGUUGGACCAGAUCCUAGACGUCACCGCAGUUCCUAUCAAUACACAGUCUUCGUCACCCUAGGUGUUUCUCUGACAGAAGCCUGAAUCAUUGUGGUGUUGGUGGUAGACGGUAGAAUGGGGCUCGCAUCGGAUUUAGCUUGAUGACAAAUCUCCGGGCGACGCA